AUGUCCAGUUAUGGUAAGCUGGAGGUGGCUAUUGAGAUCACGGUUGGUGCUUACGAGUUCUGUGAUAUGGUGGUAAUUAAACAGACCACACCAUAUGGGAAAGCUAAAGUAAGCCAGGCGAUGAUUGAAGCCCUGGACAGCAAGAAACAUUCAACGACUUGGAAAAUCGUUGAAGGAGAACUUCUUGACCAUUACAAGAGCUUCAAGUUCAUCCUGCAAAUUAUUACCACUUCAAACCCGAAAGCAACGGUCCAUAUGAUUUUGGAGUAUGAGAAGAUGCAUGACGAUGUUGCAGACCCAUAUUUUAUGCUCCAGACGGUAACUGAUAACAUCAAAGACAUUGACGCUAGCUCAUCUACUCACUCAGAGCCGGACCUGAGGUGA
Rosa chinensis is the source of this 384-nucleotide messenger RNA. Its product is annotated as MLP-like protein 43. Gene Ontology annotation, biological process: defense response. Bases 1 to 384 code for a protein of 127 amino acids. The transcript is spliced from 2 exons. NCBI's taxonomy places the organism in Eukaryota, Viridiplantae, Streptophyta, Magnoliopsida, Rosales, Rosaceae. The record is from RefSeq and is a predicted model, not a curated record.